Molecule: messenger RNA, 387 nt
Organism: Hibiscus syriacus
Lineage: Eukaryota; Viridiplantae; Streptophyta; Magnoliopsida; Malvales; Malvaceae
Product: precursor of CEP6-like
Exons: 1
Coding region: 1-387 (128 amino acids)
Biological process (GO): root development; nitrate import; regulation of leaf morphogenesis
Cellular component (GO): extracellular region
Molecular function (GO): hormone activity
Source: RefSeq, a predicted model, not a curated record
AUGGAAUUUAGCCCCAUGCAUAACUAUGCUGUUUUUGUUCUUGCAGUGAUUGUUUGCAGCCAUUUGGUUUUCUAUGUCAAUGGAAGACAAAUGAUAUCAGUGGUCAUCGGCGACAAAGAUGAUCAUUACCGUCGACUGAAUGUUGAACAACUAUUGCCGCCCUCCAUACCAGCUAAAACCUCACGUUUCGAAGACGAUUUUCGGCCAUAUUCGCCGGGGAACACUUUCGAAGAAGAUGACGGAGACGAUAACGAAGGAACACCGGGAAGUUCUAGCUCCGUUAAUGGCAAGCAUUCAUCACAAGAUUUCAAACGUACGAGUCCAGGGCACAGUCCUGGUGUAGGUCAUGCCUUUGUAAACAGGGAUGUUUAUGAGAAAAAUGACUAG